CCAAAUGGGAAUCUAAAAUAAAAAAGAGAAGUGUGAUCCAUAUAAAAAGGGGACAUGGUGGAGGUGGUGGUGGUAACGGUGACUUGUAUGUAAUAAGAGCACAAAAUUUAUAUUCCUUAGGAUAUAAUCAUCCUUGAAUAAUGUUAUGAUCAUCACCCCCCACAUUACAACUAUGGCUGCACCACCUCCGGACCAUAAACCAGAUUCAUCACCAGAAGACAGACAUGUCCCCGACCAGGAAUACCCUGAACCUCUCAGAUACACUACAUGGGUAUUGAGAGUAUCUAUCCACUGUGAAGGCUGCAAGAGAAAAAUCAAGAAAUUAUUGACCAACAUAGAUGGUGUUUACACAACGAAUAUCGACGUGAAGCAACAAAAAGUAACAGUGAUAGGAAACGUAGAACCGGAGAUUCUGAUCAAGAAGAUCAUGAAAGCCGGCAGACACGCCGAACUUUGGCCGGAAAACACCGACAACAAUUACCGAAGAGACAAAAAACCCAAAAAGUCCAAGAAAAAGGACAAAGACAGCGAGGACGACGAUCAAAGCACCGACGAAGACGACGACGGAGACCCCAGAAACGCCGACGACGGCGAACCGAACCAGGAGGUCAAACAAGUGCUGACCUUCGGAGUCCCCGGCGGUCAACCUCCGGCGGCCAGUGGAGACGGCGGCGGACCCCCGAAGAAGAAAAAGAAAAAGAAAAAGAAGAAGAAGAGCACCGCCGUAACCGCCGUCGAAGGUGGCGGAGCUCCGCCGCAGGAUACUCCGGAGACUAUAAUAUACUCUGCUCCUCCUGAUCAUCACGCUCCGCCGCAUCCGUAUCCGACGGCUCACAGCCCACCACGUCAGCAUUGCGGAGGGUACGGACCGCCUCCGUCAUAUUACGCGCCUCCACCAACGGCGUACACGGUGAGUUACAACACGGCGCACUCGAGAGGCGGCGAGUACAAUACGGCGCCGUAUCCUUCGUAUUAUUCGUACGAGUACGUGGAUCCUGGCUACGAAUCUCCACCGUCGGAAUUUUACUCGUAUAAAUCUCAGCCGUCGGAUUCGUUUGAGAUGCUUAGCGAACAGAAUCUGAACGCUUGCUGUGUCAUGUGAUUGGUGAGUUUUUUUUUUAACUGAAAUGACAUAAAUGGGCACGGUUUGUACUAGUACAUCUUAUUGAA
Messenger RNA from Tarenaya hassleriana, 1170 nucleotides. Its product is annotated as pollen-specific leucine-rich repeat extensin-like protein 1. Gene Ontology annotation, molecular function: metal ion binding. NCBI's taxonomy places the organism in Eukaryota, Viridiplantae, Streptophyta, Magnoliopsida, Brassicales, Cleomaceae. The record is from RefSeq and is a predicted model, not a curated record. The transcript has 3 exons. The coding region runs from base 146 to 1102 and encodes 318 amino acids.